GGAGAUUUCAGCAAAGGCACGCUCACGCCCCCGCCACUGUCGAUUCCAUAUGCUUUCUAUCUAUCACCAGUCUGCCUGGCCAGUAGCAUCCCGUCCCUUCAGGGUGAUGCAGGUGUACUUGGAUUUCGGGAAUUCCCAGCUCCAUGUUGUUCCGUUCGGACAAAAAGCCUGAGGGUCCGGAUUGUUCAGAGAACUGAAGCAACUCGGGAUGGGCUGGACAUUUCAGCUUGCGUUGUGGGUCGCCUUGCUCCCCAGUAUCUCAACUCUCAACAUUGGCAACACGUCACAGAAUGGAAUGCGUCCCAGAACUUUUGCAGCUGUUCGGAGUCAUGAAUCUUUGGAAGUUUUUGAUCUUGAUAGAAAAAUUGAAGGCGAAGGUUCAGGCCUGUAUGAAGGAAGUGGAUUCAUUGAUGGAUCUGGAUUUGGAUCACGUGAAGAUAAACUCAUCAUCCCUGACAAAAUCCAUGAAGAACACUACAUGGAACAUGUAGCCAUCUCAAAUACAGCAGAACAAUACUUAACCAGUCAAUGGAUGACUGCAUUUAUUCCUUCAGUUUACACCCUUGUUUUUGCAUUGGGAUUGCUUCUCAACUGUGUGGCAAUCUUAAUGAUUCACUUUAGAAUGAAAUUUAAAAAGCCGGCUAUAAUUUACAUGAUGAAUUUGGCAUCAGCAGAUUUGUUAUUUCUGCUGAUGCUGCCCCUAAAGAUCGCUUACCAUUUUUCUGGCAAUGACUGGGGAUUUGGCUCUUUCCUCUGCCGAUUGGUUACAGGUGGUUUUUACGCUUAUAUGUACUGUUCAGUGCUGCUGAUGAUGUGCAUAAGUAUUGACCGAUUUCUGGCUGUGGUCUAUCCAAUACGAUCUGCUACAUGGAGGACCCGGGGGCGUACAGUUGUAAUUUGCCUUGUCGUGUGGCUUGUGGCUAUUGGUGGCACUAUACCACUUUUCCUCACUGAGCAAACAGUGUAUGUCACCGAGCUGGGCAUUACAACCUGCCAUGAUGUUCUACCCCUCGCUACACUACAAAGCUACUCCAUCUACUAUUUUCCCAUUUUGUGUUUUCUGCUCUUCGUAAUUCCCCUGCUUGUGACUUCAUUCUGCUAUGGAUGUAUUAUCUCAACCCUUCAAUCAGCAAAUGUGGCAAACAAAUGCAAGAAAACACGUGCGAUCUGUUUGGCUGUGAUUGUGCUUUCUGUCUUUAUUGUCUGCUUUGCACCAUCGAACAUUAUUUUACUCAUACACUAUCUUAAUUUUUAUUAUGCACCAAGUGACCAUCUCUAUUUUGCUUACGUGCUGUGUGUGUGCAUCAGUAGUGUUAGCUGCUGCCUUGAUCCUUUGGUUUAUUAUUAUGGCUCAUCCCUGUUCCAAAUGCAUUUUCAGAAUCUUUUGUGCUCUAGAUAUGUUACUGAAUCUGACAAUAGUGAAACAGAGUCUAAGAGCUGUAAAACAGGGACCUCCAGUUUCAAUGACAGUUCCUACAAAAAAUUACUAGUCUAAACUGAUCACAUUUUUUUGUCCUUUUUAAUUUUAGACAUGUAUGUUAGACUGCAAUUUGGCCUUAUUAUGUGACAGUAUCUUCCAACUUUGUGACUUCAUUGGAUCCCGUUGCUCUAUGUCAUUUUUUCUGUUGUACAUUUAUGUGAGAACGAGUAUGAUUGGAGAACAGAUUUAAUUAAGAGCUUUCUUUUCCAGUUACAUUUCAUAUUACAUAUUUUGUCUGUCAAGUAGUUUCAGAGCCUAUUUGUUGCCAAAUUUCCAUUACUGUUCAGUGUAAUUGAUCAUAAUCACCUUAAUCCUCAAGCAACUCUGCAUUGCAUAGACUUUGGUAAAAAAGUAAAUAAGAUUAAAAUAAACAGUUGCCAUUCUUAACUUGUUGUAUUGUUUUAUUCAGCAUAAUGUUGCUGGAUAAUCUUUUAAGUUUAUUCUUGUUUCCCACCUGGGUAAUUCGUUUUGCAAAAAACUUCUCUGAUCAAAACAAAAUUGCUGCCUGGAUUUGGCUGUGGUAACAAUGGUGAAUAUGUUAGUGUUCACCAUCAUCACUCCACUUUAACUGACAACAACCUUGCAAGUUUUGACAUCUGAAGAACAGGCCAGAAACUAGAUGUUCUGUCCAUGAGGUUGUACUCUGUAGGAUGAGCCACAGGCUCCAAAAAACAUGAAUUAACAAGAAUGUCUGCUCUAACCAUGCCAAGCUUGCCAAAAACAAAGUCCAGGAAAGUUUUAUCAUGUUGAAUGAAGUGCAACUGAGUUUUUAGCAGUGUAAUCAUUUGUAAUUACUGUUAAACACUCUCACUGGCCCUGAAAAACUAAUUCUAUAUUUGUGGAAUGUCAGAUUUUGUUUAAAAACUCAACAUUUUUUGUAAGCAUCAAGAAAAUGAAAGUUUGAUUAUCCUUAUUUUUAUUUCUAUCUCAACAUCGUCACUUGAUCAUUUCACAGAAUAGAAGAAAUUAAAAGUUAAUUUUAAGUGCUUUUAACUUCUGAUUUGCUGUUUGUGAAUACUACAAAAUUAUUGAUUGCCUACAUGCUUAAUGUCUUCAUGACAAUUGGAUGCCAGGAGAUCCCCUUGACUUUGUAUGAGAUUUAAACUGUUGUGGGAUACAAGAAAAUUCCCACCUCUGAGACCAUUAGAUCUUAAUGGGCAGUUUUCUUCAAAAUCAACAGUGAGCACCCUUACUUCAUUGCUGCUCAACUUUCAGGGUAGUAUUUGUUCAUCCUGCAUCUCAAGUAACUACUGAAACAGUAUAGUGUUAUGCUUAAAAGAGCACUGUUCAAUGACUGAGUCAAAUUUAAUCUCUCUAUCAGACAGAAAUAAAAUUGGAAUUCUAACAUCUUCAUCGAAUUCUUACCUUACUAAAAACAUUCAUUUAGCUGCCAUUGCAUCAGCCAACAUUUUGAAAUUAAAUAUAGUGAACUUAAUGUUUGGGUAGUUGAAUUGAAACAAGCUCCAGAUUAAACUUUGCAACAAGGUGAAAUAGUGGCUUAUUAUUCAGUUAUUGUAAUUCUCUGAUGUUCUAAAUAUAAAUGUCAAUUGUAUAGAUGUGAAUUGUGGGACUGUGCUUUAAGUCUCUUACUUGUUUCAAACAUUUAUGACCAAAUGGUAACUACACUAUGGAAAGUAAUUGAUUAGCUGUAAAGCACUGAGGUUAUGAAAGACACUAUGUAAAUGCAUUUUUUUUCCUGUUGCAAGAUAUUUGGUUCUUUUUGCUAUUGCCCGAGUUGGCCCUUUCAGUAUGUAAAAUUAUAAAGUGUAAUUUUAAACACUUUAUGACGAUAAUAUUUACAUAAUCAUGCUCAAUGAGAUGAGUUUCAUAAAUAUUCAUUAAUUUUACAUUUGUUAUUUACGGAAGCUCUCCAACCAAACAGUGAGUAGUUCAGUAAUGAUUAGAAAUGAUACGAUACCAUUACCUCUACAGUCCAAAUCAAGCACCCAUUCUGUGAAUUUAUUACAAAAAUGGGUUCAAACUAAUUUGUGCAUUAGUAUGAAAUAACCUUCUAGUUGAAAAGACUAUAUGUUAAUGAGUGCUACUAGUAAUGUGAGAGAAAGGAUCUUCCUGAAAUGUGUAUGUUUGUAUAUAAUGCUACAACAUUGUUCUCUAUUUUUUAUGUAUUACCACAGAAUGAAAAAUUUCACUUCAUUGAUAUCUUGUGUUGAUUACUUAACGGUUAGUUUAUAAAGUAUAUAACCAGACUAUGUUUAAACAUAUAUUUUGUCUAAAACUGCAUGAAAAUGAAGAAAGCUAAU
This is a messenger RNA of Stegostoma tigrinum, 3741 nucleotides long. Its product is annotated as proteinase-activated receptor 1-like. The coding region runs from base 209 to 1495 and encodes 428 amino acids. Gene Ontology annotation, cellular component: membrane. The transcript has 3 exons. Gene Ontology annotation, molecular function: thrombin-activated receptor activity. Lineage: Eukaryota; Metazoa; Chordata; Chondrichthyes; Orectolobiformes; Stegostomatidae. The record is from RefSeq and is a predicted model, not a curated record. Gene Ontology annotation, biological process: positive regulation of blood coagulation; thrombin-activated receptor signaling pathway; positive regulation of Rho protein signal transduction.